AACUCCUGGUCCAGAGUCUUCAUGACUACGUGGAUGAGCUGAACUAUGACCCUCUUCCCGUCAGUGACCUUCGAGCUGUUGUGCAGCAAGUAAGUUAGAUUUUAUUUUUUAAUUAAAAAAAAGUCCACAUUAUAUAUUGAACUAAAGUAAGACAUUUGGGGUUGUGGUCUGUCUCCUAACAACAAUAAAUGUUUGUGUGACUGCAGAUGGCCACCGCACUGCUCCACCUGCAGACCCUGGCUGUUAUUCAUUGUGACAUAAAGCCCCAGAAUAUUAUGGUGGUCGACCACAAUCAGCCACUCAAGGUCAAACUGAUUGACUUUGGAUUGGCUCAGCAGAUCUCCGAGCCUCCAUCUUUUGCAGGGACCUUUUGGUACCAAGCUCCAGAGGUCCACUUAGGGUUGGCCUACGCAGAGGAGAUCGAUAUGUGGGCGCUUGGUGUGUCUGUGACUGAGCUGGCUAUUGGAACGGCCCUGUAUCCCGGAGAACAUCCCUAUGAUAUGAUAAAGUUCAUCGUGGACACUCAGGGUCUGCCCCCAGAUCACCUCCUCAGGUUGGGACCACACACCAACCACUGUUUUGAGAGACAGCGUAUCAACGGUCAGGACACUUGGACACUGAAGACUCCUGCACUGGUGAAGAUGGAGACAGGUCACAAAUUCUCUGACACCAGACAGGUUGUGUUGACCUGUCUGGAGGACAUCAUGGAGGUAGGUGCUCACUAGUGGCCUCUCAGUCUUUCCUUCAACCACCUUCA
Messenger RNA from Thalassophryne amazonica, 757 nucleotides. Its product is annotated as homeodomain-interacting protein kinase 1-like. The transcript has 4 exons. Bases 207 to 725 code for a protein of 172 amino acids. Gene Ontology annotation, cellular component: cytoplasm; nucleus. NCBI's taxonomy places the organism in Eukaryota, Metazoa, Chordata, Actinopteri, Batrachoidiformes, Batrachoididae. The record is from RefSeq and is a predicted model, not a curated record. Gene Ontology annotation, molecular function: protein tyrosine kinase activity; ATP binding; protein serine/threonine kinase activity. Gene Ontology annotation, biological process: peptidyl-serine phosphorylation; peptidyl-threonine phosphorylation.